Exophiala spinifera is the source of this 1869-nucleotide messenger RNA. RefSeq lists its product as uncharacterized. The record is from RefSeq and is a predicted model, not a curated record. The coding region runs from base 1 to 1869 and encodes 622 amino acids. Lineage: Eukaryota; Fungi; Ascomycota; Eurotiomycetes; Chaetothyriales; Herpotrichiellaceae. The transcript has 8 exons.
AUGGCACUACCGUUCUCUUCGGCUGCUUAUGCUUUCGCUUCAGAACGAACGGUUGACUUGAGUACUGUCAAGCCAUCCUACAUCCGAGGCUAUCCUAGUAGUGGUAUAGGACGCUCUUUCGAUGAUCAGGUGCCCACAGUUUCUCUCUACCUCAAACGUGGCGACAAAAAAUACGAGUGGGGGAAUGGAGUUCGGAGAGCUCUCAUCUCUCAAAAGUCGAAAACAUCCGCCAACACUCCCCUUGUGGAAUUGGUCAAGCUGCUGCUGUCGGAUACAAAAGACUUGGACAACGACAAAGCCCGGAUACAAUCUGUACUCGAUCAGUAUGGUGUUUCGAUAACAAGAGCCAUUGCCGAUUUCCUUCACGAAAUGUGGCGCCACGCGCUCUCCCGUAUUGCAGCCAGUGAUGGAGAAGCCUUUUUCGAGAGCUGUCAGAAAGAUCUCGUUCUCUCUGUCCCCCCUGCCUGGAGUCCGAACUCCGUACGCAUAAUGCAGCAAGCCGCCGAACUUGCCGAAUUACCCGAACCUGACAUAGUAGCGGAGCAGGAAGCUGCCGCUCUUUCUGUGCUGAUGGAACAGGGUCUCAAUAACAGAGGGAAUCUGCAGAUCGGAGACAUUUUCGUGGUUGUUGACGCAGGUGGAGGAACUGUGGAUCUUGCAGCUUAUCUCCUGGAGCAUCAGAGUCCAUUCCGUGUUUCUGAGGUCUCAACUGCAGAAGGCGGUCUCAUCAAUCUGGCGUUUCGCAAGUGGUUCAGAUCCAAGCUAGUCAAAGAAAAGAACAAAUACCCGGAUUCGGAAUUUGAGCGGCUCAUAGAAGAAGCUUCCUCGGCGUUUGAGUGGGCUAAACGUGCAUUUGACGAUUCGACUACCGAUGACCCUUUCUGCGAGGUACCAGGCUUGAAGAAAAACAGGGAUGGCAUCCUCCAAAACAAUCUUGUUUCAAUUCCCAGGCAAGCGCUUCCAAAAACGUCUGUGAAGAGAGCACUAAUUCCGGACAGAAUGACAAUGCUUGAAUUCUUCGACCAGAUCAUUCUUGAUAAGAUCAUUCCACUCAUUACCGAGCAGAUACAGGCAGUUCACAAGCAUUUUCAUCAACCUGCCGAAUUUCCUCUGGUCAAGUCUAUCAUCCUCGUCGGAGGGUUUUCAGCAUCGGCAUAUCUCCGCAAAACGAUCAGAAACUUCUAUGGCAGCGUUCGUGAGGACUCGUUCCCUUCGUACAAGAUCGAGAUACGAAGCCCCGAGUCAAAUCAUGAGACUGCUGUAGCUCGCGGCUCGGUUUUGCGGUCAUUGAACCCCCAUUUUGUCGGAGACCGCUGCCUGCGCACAAGCUACGGGAUUGCACAACAAGAAGAAUUCGACCCUAAGAAACAUGAUGAGAGAUUCAAAGAACAGGAUGAACAUGAAGAUAAAGCGGUGGUCAAUGAUUGCAUUUUGUGGGUGUAUAAGGCGGGCGAUUCUCUAGAAGAAAAUAAAGUCCUUGACAUACGGGACCUCGCCUGGACCAUCAACGCGGACUAUGACUUCAAGAGCGGGAAUUCUCGAGAGGAGUUCUUCUGUCAACUAUAUAUGUCGGAUGAAAAAAAUCCAAAGGACCACUGGACGCUUGCACAGAUGCGACAGAAAAACCUUCACAUUAUAGAUCGCUGUCGCUUGGAAGCAGACUUCUCGACUGCUGAUGUGAGCUGUUUGGAAGAACAUCCCCCCAAGAAAGGCGGAAGGCCGUACUACAAGAUACCCUACACCCUAAGGUCUACUGUGACUGGCGUGAAGACCGACUGGCAGCUGAUUGUCCCUGGCGUGGAGGGUGUGGUAACCUAUGGGCAACAAAUCAACAUCGCAGCAGCCUUCAAACCAGGCGAGGCCUGUUAG